UAUUUUAUACGUAUAAAAGAAUUGUAUACAUAGUCUUUAAAAAUAUAUUUCCUUGUAGCACUUUUAAUACGUAUUUUUGAAUGUCUGCAUUAUUUUGGCUCAUUAUUUUUAUUAACAAAUUAUUAUUAAUAUUGUAAGAUGUAACACUGUGACAAAUAAAUAGCAUGUAUACAAAUAAAUUAUAAGGAACUUUGCGCAAAAUAAUGCAUUUUAUAUUUCAAAAAAAGUUUCAUAUUAAUAGUAUUCACUUUUUUUUUCUUAAUUAAAAUACAUUUUAACAGAAUAAUUACUUAAAAAUUUUAGUAUUAACCCAAGAUUCAUAAUUUUAUAACAAAAUAAUGUACUCAGAUUCAGAAUAUUGUAAAAGAAAGAAGUUUAAUUCUUGUAAAAAAUGUAUUAAUAAUGAUCAUUCGCCCAAAUCACGUAAGAAUGAGUGCAAAAUUAUACGGUUAUUCUUUAGAAACACAUAAAUAUUAUAUAAACUAUAACAUUUAAAAAUUUAUUAGGAGGUCAUAUCUCAGUAACCCCGCAAAUGAUUCGUUUAGCAGUUAAAAAGCUACAACUACGCAAAGUUUAUGUUAACUCAACUCUUAUCAGUCAAUAUCUACGUCAUCGUUACCCGAUUGAUAGUAAUUUGAAAACAUUCACUGAAGAAUUGAAAAAGAAAUUGGAUUGCGCUGUUCAUGUUGGAUUAAUAAUAAAACACGGAGAAGAUGGUUAUUGCCUGCCUACUCUGAGGGAAGAAGCAAAUAUACUUAAAACAACGUUUACUGCAUUUUGGGAAAUGUAUCAAAAUUAUCCUAGAGCAAGUGCUUCACAAAGCAAAAUUCAAAAGCCGAAACGCUUUAUUUCCAAGAGGAAAUAGGAAUAGUAUAAUAAAAUAAAA
This is a messenger RNA of Osmia bicornis bicornis, 886 nucleotides long. RefSeq lists its product as uncharacterized. Lineage: Eukaryota; Metazoa; Arthropoda; Insecta; Hymenoptera; Megachilidae. The coding region runs from base 533 to 865 and encodes 110 amino acids. The transcript has 2 exons. The record is from RefSeq and is a predicted model, not a curated record.